Guillardia theta CCMP2712 is the source of this 3746-nucleotide messenger RNA. RefSeq lists its product as hypothetical. Bases 1 to 3093 code for a protein of 1030 amino acids. Gene Ontology annotation, cellular component: cytoplasm. Gene Ontology annotation, molecular function: ATP binding; RNA binding; zinc ion binding. The record is from RefSeq and is a predicted model, not a curated record. NCBI's taxonomy places the organism in Eukaryota, Cryptophyceae, Pyrenomonadales, Geminigeraceae. The transcript has 6 exons. Gene Ontology annotation, biological process: nuclear-transcribed mRNA catabolic process, nonsense-mediated decay.
AUGGCGAACCCUGCUAGCCUGCCAUUUUCGCAGGAGAUCAGCCAAGACACGACAGGGCUGAGCACGUCGCAAGCGCAAGAGUUCGAUGCGUCCUUCUUCGACGAGGAGGAGGACGCAAGCCAGGACUUCAAAUUCUUCGAGUUCUCACACACCCAGGGCACGGAGGCGGAUGUGGAGUUCAACUUCAACGAGUUCGCUGGCAUGUCGCAAGAUAGUUCGCAGCCCGCUUUCUCGGACUGGGCAGCCGACGGAAGCAAACCCUCAGUGGAUGGAGACUCAGAGCAGCCGUACGCGGAUAAUCGCAACUACCAGGACGGGAAUGUGGGGACGGAUGGGAGCAGGGAACUCCCGGCGCAUGCCUGCGCCUACUGUGGGAUUCACAAUCCCUCGUGUGUAGUUCGAUGUAUCAAGACAGGGAAGUGGUUCUGUAACAGCUCAGGGAACAAGUUCAGCGGCUCCUGCAUCGUCAACCAUCUGGUGAGAUCAAAGCAGAAGGAGGUCUCCUUGCACCGUGAUUCCCCUCUUGGCGAGACCGUACUCGAGUGCUACAACUGUGGAGAAAGAAACGUCUUCAUGCUCGGAUUCAUCCCCGCAAAGCAAGAGCAGGUUGUUGUGCUGCUCUGUCGCCAGUGCGUGCAGGCGGGGGGGAUGAAGGACAGCAACUGGGACCUAUCGCUGUGGCUGCCGCUCAUCGAUAGCAACAAGUCGUUCCUGCCAUGGCUGGUGAAGCCACCUUCUCAGUUCGAGCAAUCGCGAGCUCGUCUCCUCACAGCCACGCAGCUCUCUAAGUUGGAAGAAGUCUGGAAGAACAAGCCAGAUGCAAACCUGGAAGACCUCGACGAACCUGGGAUCGACGAUGAGCCGACACCAGUUCCGAUGCAGUUUGAGGACGCCUAUCAGUACCAAAACAUCUUCGGCCCACUGGUCAAGUACGAAGCUGACACGGACAAGCAGAUGAAGGAGCAGCAGACCAAGGAGGACCUGGUGGUGCAUUGGGACAUUGGGCUGAACAACAAGCGCAUUGCUUACUUCAUGUUCGCCAAGGACGAGGGAGAGAUCCGGUUGAUGCCCGGAGACGAGCUCAAGCUCAAGUUCAACGACGGGCUCAAGCAGUGGAGCAGCAUUGGUCACGUCAUCGAGAAGCCCAGCAGCGAGGAGGUCGCGCUGGAGAUCAGGAAUGGCAACAACGCGCCCAUCGAGGCCACCCAUGGCUUCAGCGUUGAGUUUGUCUGGAAGUCCACCACUUAUGACCGCAUGCAGAGUGCGAUGCGAACCUUUGCUGUGGACGAGACUUCAGUGUCCGGCUAUCUCUAUCACCGCCUUCUUGGGCAUGACGUGGAGCCGCAACCAAUUCGUUGCUCUCUCCCCAAUCGAUUCUCCGCUCCUGGCCUUCCUGAGCUCAACCAUUCUCAAGUGUUUGCGGUGAAAAGCGUUCUGCAGCAACCUCUCUCUGUCAUCCAGGGACCCCCAGGAACCGGCAAGACCGUCACCAGUGCCUGCAUCGUCUACCAUCUCUCUCGGAUGGGCCAUGGGCAGGUGCUUGUUACUGCCCCCAGUAACGUCGCUGUGGAUCACCUGACUGAGAAGAUCCACAAGACGGGGCUGAAAGUCGUCCGCAUGUGUGCGAAGAGCAGGGAAGCAAUCGGCUCCAGCGUUGAGCAACUCACCUUGCACUACCAAGUGCAACACUUGGACACGUCUGACAAAGCGGAAUUCCGAAAGCUACAGCAGCUCAAGAAAGAGCUUGGCGAGUUGUCCACCCAGGACGAGAAGAAGUACAAGCAGCUCAAGCGCGCGACUGAGAGAGAGCUUUUGAUGGCUGCUGACGUCAUCUGCACCACUUGCGUCGGAGCAGGAGACGCGAGGCUCAACGGGUUCCGCUUCACCAAGGUGCUGGUCGACGAGUGCACGCAGGCGACGGAGCCGGAGUGCCUCAUCCCCAUCGCCAUGGGAGCGAAGCAGCUCGUGCUCGUGGGAGACCACUGCCAGCUGGGGCCUGUCGUGAUGUGCAAGAAGGCUGCCAAGGCUGGGCUGCAGCAGUCGCUCUUCGAGAGGAUGGUCAACCUCGGGGUGAAGCCAGUGCGUCUGCAAGUUCAGUACAGGAUGCACCCGAUUCUGAGUGAGUUCCCCUCUAACACCUUCUACGAGGGCACACUGCAGAACGGGGUCACUCACGCCGAGCGACACGCGCAUGCCAUCGACUUCCCAUGGCCUGUCGCGUCCAAGCCGAUGAUGUUCUACAUCUCGACCGGCGCCGAGGAGCUCUCAGCCUCGGGUACUUCCUACCUGAACCGAACUGAAGCCUCCAAUGUUGAGAAGAUCGUCACGCGGUUCCUGAAAGGAGGAGUGGUCCCGGAACAGAUCGGCAUCAUCACCCCGUACGAGGGUCAGAGAGCUUACAUCGUGCAGUACAUGUCGAGGAACGGAUCCUUGAGGAAGCAGCUCUACAACGAGCUCGAGGUGGCGAGUGUGGACGCGUUCCAGGGCAGAGAGAAGGAUUUCAUCAUCCUCUCCUGCGUUCGCUCCAACGAGGGCAAGAGCAUCGGAUUUGUCAACAACCCCCGGCGCCUCAACGUUGCCCUGACCCGAGCGAGGUACGGAGUUGUCAUCCUAGGGAACCCCAAGGUCCUUGCCAAGCAGCCCCUGUGGAACAACCUGCUGUGCCACUUCAAGCAGCACGAGUGCCUGGUCGAGGGCCCUCUCAACAACCUCAAGCAGAGCAUGAUGCAGUUCCAGAAGCCUCACAAGCGAGAAGGAGGAAGAGACCCGGAGUAUGACCGGAGAGCUGUCCCGUACUCCUUCGAUGGCCCUCCUCCUGGCUUGAACUUCGCCGGAGGCUCAGGCCCCCCCAACAAUAGGAUGGACUUCUACGGGGGAGGAAACAUGCAGACGCAGGAGGCUCUUUCGCAGGGCAGCUCGAUGUACAACUCGCAGGCUGGGAUGAGUCAGUUCAGCCAGCAGUUCGGAGACAAGCUGAGCCUGGGCAUGAGUCAGGACGGGUUCGACAUGCGAUCGCAGAACAUGGCGACACAGAACAUGCGAGGGUCGCAGUCGCAGUCGCAGUCGCAGUCGUCGCAGGGACGCUACUACUGAAGGUGACAAGGAAGAGAAGAAUCUCAAAGCAGCUCAGAACCCGGGAGGGUUUGGAAGAGACGAUCUCACAUGAAGAGCCGACGGCCUCGUCCUGUUUGUGAUGGCGAUGCGGGAAAGAGGAGCAGGUCCUCAGAGAUGGGAACCAGUGAAUUCCUCGCGCAUGAAUGGAGGAGGAUGAGAUUGAACGGGCGAGACUGCCAGGAAGCCAAACAGAGACUCCCUCGCGACUUUGUUCUUCCUCAAGUCGACUGCUGUGGGUAGCAGCGAGUCUCAGCAAUCAGCCAGCAGAGACAAUAUGACAUGAAGCAGCAGACUCAGCGAUCCGUUUCAGAUCGAGAGGACAUGAAGGCAUGCAAGAUAGCCAGCUUCUUGCAAGGAUAUGAACGAUGAAGACAAUCACAAGGCGGACGAGGACAACGACGAGGUGUCUUCUCGUCCGAUCUCGUCUGCUCAUUUUUCUUUGAGCUAUGCUCCUCCUGCCCUCCCAUCCCGGCAGCUGUGGCUGCUCCGCCUGUGCAACUGACCGCAGGGGCAAGAGACUGAUAGCUCUCUUUCUCUUCCGAUCGAGCUGGAGACAAGCGCGUGCUCUGCUCCUCUCGUCUUUUCAACAUCAUCUGCUUAAGUUGUCGUGCAUUAAACGUUCGCCGCAUGUU